Lutzomyia longipalpis is the source of this 13749-nucleotide messenger RNA. It is a transcript of the gene Mrtf, whose product is annotated as myocardin-related transcription factor A. The transcript has 5 exons. Lineage: Eukaryota; Metazoa; Arthropoda; Insecta; Diptera; Psychodidae. The record is from RefSeq and is a predicted model, not a curated record. Bases 2818 to 6420 code for a protein of 1200 amino acids.
UUUUUUUGCGUAAUAAAACGUCAAAGAGUUGUGAAUGCAAGAUGCCAAUUUUCGUGUGAAUUUCUUGGAGAACAUCCCCCAAAACACCCAGGAGGUCAUCUCAGUGGUGAAAAGAGUGCAUGAAAAUCCUUUCUGGCUAAUUUUUGAGUGCAAUUGAGGAAAAAAUCGAGGCAGGAGGACGAAAAUCCAGGUGAGUUCCUUUUGUACCACACCCCAAAUGUUCUUAUUUUGGGGCAUCUCAUCGGGUUUGCGAGGACAUUGGAUGCGUAUGUGGGGUGAUUCCCUCUUGGGGGUGUCUAAAGAAGAGCUCCUGAUGGGAAUUUGGGCAGAGAAUGGCAAAAUAUCUGGAUUUUUUCGUGGUUUUCUGUGUCAAAGAUGGCUCUCAUCGAGUCAUGCAAAUUCCAUCGCACAUUUCACCCAAUUCUACCUUUAGGAUGGAGUUGUUGUUCCUUGACGGCGUAUCCUUGGGGGCUACGGAAGGAGUCUGUGGCGAGAUUGUUGGGAAAAGGCAAUUCAAUGUGAUAUUUACUUGCAGAUGAAAAUUACGCAUUUUGUUUGAUUUGAUGGAAUAUUUGGGCCGGGGCGAUGUCAGCGCCACACACCGGUGUAGCUGCGGAACUAUUUGUGACAGCAAGGCUGAUGACCACGAUGCUUUGCAACGUCCGCAAUUUUAUCGAAAAAAUACCUCUUAUCACUUGAUAAGGCGGCCAAAUGAGGCGUCGUGCGAUAGAGUAACUCUCCAGGUAUCUGAUUGAUAAGGUGGAUUUGGCUGACAAGUUGAUUUUCAGGGUGAUUUUGCUCAGUAGAAAAAUCACCUUUUGCCCAUCGCUUCAGCCCAAUAUUGUAUCUGGGCAAUGUCCCGGAAAUUUGCAUCUAAAGUGCACCCAGACUCGCCAGGAAGUCCAUCAAAGCGUGGAAAUUCCCUAAAGGCACCCCAGAGGUCGUCCUCACGGCGCAGUGCUGCCCCAUUUUCGCGCGAGACGCUGCAAAAAGGUGCCUGAAAAAUUGAAAUGUCUGUGAAUCACGGUCUCUGUGUGUAGUGAUAAGAUGUGGACAUAGCCCGAGCUGUUUUCUAUCCUCACGGUGGUUUUGCAAGACGAAUCACCGUCCCAAAAUAGCCUAGAAGAAUCCCAAUCUCUCGCUCUCGGGCGCCAUCCUGUGCGUCUGCGUGAGAUGCGUGAUUCCCUCUUUCUCUCUGAAACUCGCCGUGCUAUCGCAAAGGCACCCAUUGACCACUCACACACGGCUAAGCGAGAUCUAGAAGACACUAAACUCCAAUUUUUCACUCAUACAGAUGUACUUUUUGGCUUUUCUAUGGUUUUGUAUCUAAAAAUUAAGGAAAAUUCCUUAGAUUUUCAUGGUUUUUAAUGUUUAUAGUUUUAUGAUGAGAAUGGUGUCCUUAUGCUAAAAUCUUGGCUUGUUGGAUUAAAUGUUUUUGAAUGAUUGAAUAGUCUAACUUCUAAUAAAGUCAGGGAUCGAAAUCUAAGUCUAUAUUAUGGUCUAUAAGAUCUAAUAAGAUUUGGCAGAACUCUGGCUCUUCUAUUUGAUUCUUUGAUUGAGACAAGGAUACAGCUUAACAGGAUAAAAUGAAGGAUAUAGAUUCUCAGCAGAAUUGUUGUUCUAUUGAAUCCCUUAAGUUUCAUUACACAGCCGAUUCAAUCAAUCUAUACAUAGAACCAUUCGUGAUCACGUAUCUUAGUGUUGAUUCACUGAAGCACGACGGCUUUUUGCACAAAAUCUCGUGUACUCGGCGUGAGUGAGUGUGUGUGUGUGGACACAAGAUGAGUCCGACGACUCCCAAAAUUCACUAUUCGACUUCUCUGAUCCACAUUCUCUCACACACAGCAUUUUCUCAUCUCUCGAGGAAAAUUCUCACCCAAAGUGCAAAAAUUGCGAUCAAAUGUAGAGAUUGUGCCUCUCUGGGUGGAUUCGUUUCUUGGGUGUUCGAGGGGAAAGGCAGUGUUGCGAAAACUUUUUAACAUUCACAAUUUUCACUCAGCACGGCGGGUUUUCCUCAACUUUUCUCUUUUUUUUUGGGGUGCUCCUUAAGGUGUUGAAAACACAAGAAAAAGGCACUCGCUUUUCUCCUAUUCCCGCGGAUCUUCCGCGGUAAUUGUGCGUGAAGGAUUCAUCGUGAUUGCAGUGAUUGCGAGAGGUGAGUGCGAGAGGUGAAUUGCAUAAGUUUGUGAUCGAGAAUAUUCCAAAAGUUUUGAUUAGAGAGAAAUCAAAAGAAAAAAUUUACUAAAUUCUCCCAAAGACGGGUGAGAAACGAACUCAUCUAUGGGCCUCGUGCACGCCAGAGGGGAAUUUUGUGAAAUAAUUUUGCUAAAAUAGAGAAAAUAUAUGACAUUUAAAUGCACGAAAAGUGUGUAGAAAUCAUAAUCUUUCCAUCACACAUUCUCCCGUCAGUGGAGAAAUUUCCGUUUUCAUAAAAAUAAAUUCUCAUAAAUUUAAUUUAAAAUUGUAUCCUCCCGUGUGUGCUGCUGCGCGAGAGAGUGGAAUCCUAACGACAGUGUUGUGUGUCAACUUGGUGGCCAGAAAAAUAGAAAAAAAAAGUUGCGCGAGUAGAGUUGAGCAAAAAAAAAAUAAAAAGGUGACAAAAGUGUGAUAAAAGCGAUCUCCUCGUGCGACACACAACAUCAGUGACCAGGAAGAGGUGGUGUGAGCCGAAACCGGGGAGGAUGCCGCGGGAUGAGCAAAAGGGGCCAAAGUGAGUGCUUAGAUGCGAUUUAAUCGUGGUGUCAGGACGUGGCGAAAGUCUCCGUGGCGGCAUGCAAGAUUGGUCCGUGUGACGACUUCUGGUGGCCCCAGGAAAUUAUGCCCGUUAGCACCGAUUAUGGCGAACCACCUACAAAAUGCUGCAAAUAUUGCGAUGAGUUUACGGAUAGCGUGGAUGGACCUGUAUCGUGGCGUUUAACGCUCGAUCAGGAUCUUAUUGACACGCUCCAACGAAGUUUUCCAAAUUGGUUCAAUUCCACGGCCAUUUGUGAGUCUGAAUCCGUGAAUAUUUCCACCAAUUACCACUUUUCUGGGCAAUUGCUGACAUCCAUUGACAGAAUGGCUGAAGGCGAGCGUUCAGCAAAUACAGCAUCAACGGACAAUACGAGUUCAUCACUAACAAGUGGUUUAAAUACAAGACAUUCACCGCCUAAGGCUGUUGUCGAUUCCAGUCCGCUGCAGCCGGCGAUGGAUAAGAACAAAGAAUCUCUCAAAGUGAAGCUAAUGAUGCGAAGGCCCAUCACUCAGUUGGUGGAGCAAGGGAUUCUGCCACCCCUAAAGACAUCGCCGGCAAUUCAUGAGCAGCGAAAGCAGCUGCAGAGAGCUAAAACGGGGGAUUUGCUAAAAGCAAAAAUCCAACAGCGACCAGAUCGGCAGGAGUUGGAAAGGCGACACAUUUUGGAGCAUGAUGAGAGUCAUGUGGAUCCGAGUUUGGCGGAGAAGCAGCGAAUGCUGAAGAAGGCAAGGCUGGCGGAUCAGUUGAAUUCGCAAAUUUCACACCGUCCCGGACCGUUGGAGCUCAUCAAGAAGAACAUCCUGCACACAGAGGAGCCCAUUGAGAGGAUUGUCAAGGAGGGCUUGGUGACGUUCAAGGCAACAAGCGAAGGGCUCCUGAGUCGCCCCCAGCAGCCACAUAGCUACAUCACAUUCGAGGAGGAUUCCCAGAGUUCCGAAGGGGAUCAACGAUCAAGUCCUGCCCGGGGUUCCUCCACGGGGAGCGAUGUAAUUGAAACAGCAGCAGCAUCAGCGGGAAUUGUAACAGUUGCCCUGACAAUCCCCACAACGGGUGGUGCUGUAAUGGUUACAUCUGCUACACCAGUCCUUCAGAGCAAAUUCCACUCAAUUCUCGCACCAUAUGUGACUUCGGCACCACCACCACCGCCCCCAAUGCCCAUAAAGAGUGAAACAAUCCAAAUAAACUCCGAAACACCGCAGAGAUUUGCCGAACUCUGCCAAUCUGUUGUUGGCUACGUCACCACGAAUUCCACAUUGAUUCCAAUUGCCCCAGCACCGAGUCCCUCAUCGCUGGCAUCAACAAGUUCGAGCUUAAGUCCCAUUUCGUCUGUUCCAUCGCCGCAGCAGCAGCAGCAACAGCCCGUACGGCCGGCUUCAAUUGUUUCCACAACACCCAAAUCCGAUGCACCCGGAAAGGAUAAGUACCGGAAGAAGAGUAAAAGUAAACCCGUUGUGAAGGCGCGUCCAAUUAAAUUCCACGAAUACAAAGGUCCGCCAAAUGCACAGAAAACCAGCUCAUUGGCAAGUAGUGCGCAAUCCGAGGAGACAUCCUAUCAGUUGCUGCUGAAGCAACAAAACUGCCUCCUUGAGUACCUCGAAGGGCUCAACAAGACAUCGAGUCAAUUUAUCCAACAAACACCCAUUAAGUGCGAAUCAUCCGCAAGUAGUGUGAUCUCACAGCCAAUGCCGUCGCCAGCACAAUCAGUAGCUUCCUCAACAACGGAAAGUUGUUCAGGUAUUGCCGUGGAAACCACCACAGCGGCGGAAAUUGCAAAAUUGGAAAAGAUGAAAGUGUACGACCUGAAGUUGCAGCUUAAAAAGCGAAAUCUUCCCGUUUCCGGACCUAAACCCCAGCUAAUUGAACGCCUUAAGCCCUACCUUCCGCUGGAACCGGUUGCCGUGGCACCGGGACCGGAUUCAACGGCUGGAAGUGAGGUAGCAGAUCUCGAUGUUGUGUGCUCAAUGUCACCGGAAUCGGAUGAACCGGAGGGUAUGGAGGUGCAACCGUAUGAUGCGACAAUGGAUGAAAUAAUGUCACCAGCUGUAAUGAAUGAGGAUCUGGUGAAGGAGCAACAGAGGAAGAUUGAUGAGUUGCAGCGGAAACUCAAGGAGAGUCAAGAUGAAUUGCUGCAGAUGCGUCAGAGUCAACCACCCGUAGCGGUAUCAACGGAACCACCACCGCUUACGCAGAAGAUGAUUGUGAAGCAGCAACUUGAGGCGAAGAUACAGAAGGAGAAGCUGCAGCAACUGGAGAAUCUGAAGCGGCAGCAGAAGCAGGAGAUUAAGAUUGAACCGCAACCACAACCGCAGCAGCUGCAAGUUAGCGAUGGGCCAAUGCAGCAAAUAACCGAUGCGCAAUUGCAGCAAAUUCAAGCCGCUGCUGCGGCGGGUAAGAAUAAUGUGGAGAUUGUGUGGAACGGUGAACCGACACUCCUGCUUGUUGGGUUGCGCGAUAAGAAGGAGAACCUGAGUCAACAGACAUCCAUUCCAAGAAUACUCGUACCGAUUGCUGCCAAGAAUGACGUUGAUACGUCAACGGGGACCAUGCUAAAGCCGCAGGAGAUUCAGGUGGUUGGUGUGAAGCAGGAUCCACAGCAACAGGUUGCGGUUCGUUUCGAUGAGAUGCCACCAGCGGAGGCAUUGAAAUUCAUAACGGCUCAAGCUGCGUCAACGGCUACAAGUACACAACCGGCUACAAAGACAAAUGGGAAGAUACCGCAUCGGAAUUCUCAGAUGAUUACGGACGUCCUUGAGAUUCUAAUCAGGAAUGGGGAACUUCCGGAGUCAGCAGCACAAAUACCCGCAACACCAACAACUCCGGGAACAGUUGCUGGAGCGCCGCUAAUGGAGGGGAUUGUCUUUACAAAACCUAGCGCUACUGCCGCGGUAAGGGAGGUCCAGCAGUUUAGUGGGCAGGAGAAUGGGAUGAGUACAAGUGGGGGUGAUGUUGAGAGUAUGGAUUUGUUGUCGCCACUUCAUCCGGAUCCGUCAAUUGAUGCGGAAAAUGCCGUUGAUACGCUCAAUAUGUUCCUGGAGCAGACAUCAACGGACCUCGAUGCGGGUGGCAAGGAAUGCGAUCAUGUGGAUCUCAAUCAUUUCGAUGAUCUUGCAUUUAUGGAGUUGAUGAACCAUCAAAUGGAUAUGGAUAUAACGGAAGAUAGUCCAGCUGAGCAGCCACCACCACCGCCGCCCUACAGUCGAACGCGCCGUGAAAUGAAUCCGAGUCUUCAACCCUCACUGUCGGAGUUGAUUCAACAACAAUCUGGCGGUGGUUUCUUCAGCAAUGGUUCCCAAUCGUCCACAACGGGGAACAACAAUCACUCCUCUAUGAGCAAUAAUAAUCUCGUGAGUGAGAUCCAAAUGGAAAUGGAUGAAUUUUCCAAUUCGCUGCCACCAUUUGAUUUUCCCGCUCUCGGUGGUACCCUAAGUCACGAUGUGGACAACCCAACGCCACCGUUCACCUUCAGCACAAUGGGCAGCCUUACUAGCAUAUCCGCCACAACUGCCGACGAUGCAGUACCAACAACGAAUGUCGUCACAACAUCCCACUGUGGUGCUGAACAGAAUCUCUACGAUGCUGCACAUGUUGCCAUGCAGCAGGAUAAUCUGCUGGAUUUGCUCAGUUUCGAUGAUCUCCGUAUGUCCGGGGAAUCAAUGCCAUGGAGUGAGGUUGAUUUUGCCGUCUGAGGUUGGAUGGCGUGCCGAAGAGUGGCCUAAAACAUUUAAGAACUUACAAACAUGCUUCAUGGCUCAAUAGUUGGGCAUAUUAUGCAUUAAUCCUUAAGCAAAUAAGGCGCGCAGAGAGAUUUGCGAGAUCUAAUACGCAGAGAGAACGCCGAAAGUGAUGAGAAUCUUCCCUCGAAAGGACACAAUCCCAUUAAUGGACUUCUACAGCAACAAAAUAAAAUCAUAUUUUCUAAUAUUUUCUAUAUAAAAUAAAAUAUUUAAUCCACUAUUUAAGGAAUAAAAAAAAAAAUACAAAAAUGAAUGAUUGGGAAUGUUUCAAAAAUAUUCCCUUCGUCAAAGUCAAAACUGGGUAUAUAAUGCAUCCAAGAUUGCUCCCAGAAGAGAAUCCCACGCAUAUGUGGUUGAGUGUGCAAAAUGAGCUGAAAGGAAAGCUUCUUAUUAUCUGUAUAGGAUGAGACUAACAUUGAUUAUGUAAGUUCAGCUUAAUCCAUCAUGACCAAUAUAUUGUUUAGGGAGUGAUUGUGAGAGAGAGAAAGGAACGCACGAGAAGACACAAACUCUACUAGUAUGGACUAACUGCUAAAAAAAAAGAAUUAAUGAGAAAAAAAAACUUUGAAAAAAAAUCAGCUUAGGUCUCUUGGGAAAACUGUUGGAAUUGACAUAUUUUUAAUGUUUUUAUUUUUCUUGGGGUUUUUCUUAAACUUGGUUUCCAAAUGUUGGUUUCAUUUGUAGCCUAAUUGUUUAAGUGUAAGAAAGUCACUUUCUGCCAUCUUGUGAUAUUCCUCAAAACACAAAAGUAGGUUUUUCUCAGGAUCUACCGGAUGGAUUUUGAUGGGGUAAAAAGCAAAUGAAAGAGGAAGCAUCAGUGGACAAUGUACCGGAAUAGAUUUUAGAAUUUCGAAUUAGAAGCUGAGAAAAAUAGUAAUAUCUUCUUAUUGACUUUUCUCAGCUUCUAAGUCGAAAUUCAAAAAUCUGUUCCGGUUCAUUCUCCGCUAAUGCUUCCUCUUUCAUUUGCUUUUUAUUCCAUCAAAAUCCAUCCAGUAGAUCCUGAGAAAAACCUAUAUUUGUGUUUUAGGGUAGUUCUGUGAAAAGGUCUAAAAAUCUCAAGAUGGUGUCGCACCUAAGAUGGCGAAAAGUGAUUUUCUUACAUUUCAAUAAUUAGGCUACAAAUAUAACCAACAUCGGAAAACCAAGUUUAAGAAAAACUCCAAGAAAAAUGAAAUGUGUAAAUUCUAACAGCUUUCCCAGGAGACCCCCCUUUAAAAGUCGAUAUUUAAGGACAAAAUUGGAUGACAAGAGAAAGAUCAUUCGGGAUAAACAGAAAUCCUACAUAAAAUAGACAUUAAUGAGAAUGUUUCUCCUUGAGAAAUAACUAUAUACAUAAUACUAAAAAAAAAUGUAGAUUUUGAUGAAAAGAAAAGCAUGAUAAUAUUCUAGUUAAAUUUUUAACAAUUAAUUCCAGUGAUUUUUUAUUGAAAUAAUAAUAAAAAUAACUUAAAUUUUAUGAUGAAUUGAUGAUGAAGGACGAUUGGAUAACAAAAUAUUCGAGAUGUGGAAGAAUAAAAAUGAAAAAAUUAAUAAAUUAUAAGUGCCUGCGAGAUCAUUGUGCAUCAAUCAAUGAGAUUAGACAAAAUUUUACUUAAAAUGUGUGUCUCAAUUUUAAAAGAAAUUCAUUAAAAAGAUUAAACAAAAAUUAAUUUAAAUUUAAUUUAUAAAUCAGAAUGUGAAUUUUUAUGGAAAUUUCAAGUGAGAAAAGGGGGAUUUUAUGUUAUAAAUCUUCUGGUUGAAUUCGAAAUAAAAAACUUAAAAAUAUUAAAAAUAACUUAAAAGUUAUUUUCAAUUAAAAUUUAAACUCUGAUUGAAACAUUGGCGCAAAUGUUUCAUGGAUUGGAACAUUGAAACAUGCGGUCUUUUAUUCUUGAUUUUUAUUCUACAGAUGCUCUUAGAACUAAUUCUUAGUUAGAACGUAUUCUUUGCCCUCAUUUUCGUGAAUUUAACGGAUUUCGAAGUUGAAAAAAAAAAAACAAUCAAAUUCAUUGAAAUUCAGAGAAAUCUAAUGUUUCACGUUUGGAUCUACGUAUGACCCAAAAAACACGAAAGAGUUAAACAAUCUUUACUAAACUUUUCUUCAAUGUCCUAAACUCUACAAAAUUUAAUUUAAAAAAACUUAUGCAAAUUUUAAAAUAAAGUUACAAACACGAAUAAAUAUGAAUAAACUCCUUUCUCACUUUGAGAAUUUUCCAUUGAAAAAAAAAAUAAAAUGAAGACACACAAGAAAACUUUUUUUUUCUAAGAAGAAAUAACAACUUAAAUUAAAAUAUUGAUAGUAAAUGCGUGGAUAAAAUGUCCAGCAUGGAGGAAAAAUUGGAAACAGAGAAAGAAGCGCAGGGCAGCACAUUAACGAUAAAAGAAAAAUGUUUAAAAAAAAGGAGAAGAAAAGAAUCCAGUGAACAAGGAGAGAUAAAUGUAAAUCCAAAAUGCGAAAAUGUUGCAAGAAUUUUCGUUUUGCUUUUUGUUCUCCAUUCUCUCCUCUUAUUUUCAUGUUUAAGAUUAAUGUAUUACCUCCAUUCUCACGUGAAGGCACACAGUCAAAAAGGAAGAGCUGAAAAUCUAAUUAAUUUAUGUUUUGUGUUCAGCACAUUGUUUCACUUUCAUUUUAUUAUUUUAUUUUAAAACCAGUUACUAUCACGAAUGGCGGUGAGAAAUGAGAGAGGAGGAAAAAAAUUAUACUUGACGAGUCAAAAUAACUUUGAAUCUAUGCAGGAUUUUUUUAAAUUGAUUUUUCAGAGAAGAAAAGCUCACAAUUCCCAUCUGGUGAAUGCCGAAGAACAUUCAGGUGUUGAUCAUGUUUAAAGAUCACACAAAUUGACACCCACGCUCUCUUCCAACCUCUAAUAUGUAGCUCGUUUAUGAAUAUGAUUGAGAGAAUCGAGAGAGCAAUAUUGAUGAAAAAAAAAAGAGAUUUGUUCAUGUAAACAAACAGCGUGAGAAAGACGAUAAGAAUGUGUUGGGGGUUUAAGUGUUUCAAAUAAAUAACUCUUAAAUUUUGCCAGCACAUUUCAAACAGAGUGAUGUAACUGCAGAUGAAGAAAAUAUCGCCACUAAAUGUUCUCUCCUGGGCAAAUUAUAUUUGAGUUCUCCACGGGGUUUUUAUUGCAAAUUUUCAAACGUGUUGUUUAUGAAUCUCUAAACCAUCACACAAGACAUCAAUUUUGAGUAUCUUGAACUGUGCGAGACAAGUGCAUAUGUUUACAAAUUAUAUUUUGCUAUUACACUGUUGCAUUUUAGCUAUGUAGUUUGUGAGUGUAUAUAGCCUUUCGGGGAGAUUUAUGACUUUAAUUUGAAAAUUUAUAUUCGUACCAGAGAAAUUAAUUUGUGUGCCAUGUUGCUGGUUUGAUGUUGGGGCAGAAAAAAAACCCCGUUGGGCUAUUCAUUUUCAUUGGGGGAAAGCGCGCUAUUUAUACAGAGCUUUUUUUAUGCUCUUGGCAGACUAGAAAUUUAAAUCCCCGCCAAUGAAUUAAGCUCAUUCAUGAAUUUUUUAUUGCUUUUAACACCUAAAAUUUGCAAAAUAGACAACACAGACGUAGGAAGAAGUCUGCGUUCAAUUGAAGCUUCCAAAUAAAAACAAAUAGAGAGCUUUCGGAGAAUAUUUUCCAAAAGCUCAAAAGUAACAAAACGACGCAAUAAGUUUUUCCAUAGAGUGAAUUAUGCGAAGGCACAAAAGGCGAAAACUUACAAAGAAGGGAAAAAAAGAAAACACUAAUUACUGCCAUUUAAUUCCAAUUUAAAGCUCUUCUCACGGGACUUUUGAAUAAAGCCAAAAAGCACAACGAAAUAUCCUCUUAAUUGUAUGAGAAAUGAUUAUGUAGUCUCACAUAGACAUGGGGUGGUAUUCUUUCUCUCAUUUUGAUAAAUGAUGAAAGUUGAGGAAGGAACCGAGAAAUUGUAUGAAUUAUUCUUCCCAGAAGACUUUUGCAUGCACGAAGAGACAAUUCCCCUAACGCAAAAGAAGGGACACACGAGCACACAGAGAGGACCCAGAGAGAGAGAGAGUGGUGGGGGUGUAAUUACAAGAAUAAUUGUUGCAAUAAUUGCAAACACAGCUAAUUCAAUUUAAAAUGAAUCGUGAGACUUUUUAAAUGUCUCUACGUCACAUUUUGUGAUCUCCGUGAGCUUUUCUUCAGCCCUUAAAGAACCAUGACAAUGACAAUAUUUGCCGGAGAAGGUGUGUGAGAAUGUGUGUGGGGAGGAAGGUUGAAAAAUAAUAAGUCAUAGAGGAAGAAAUUUAUGGAAGUAUGGGAUGGAUUUUGGGGUGUUGUCUAUUGCUUGAGAAUUCUCCCAAAAUUAAUGGAUAUGAUGUGUAAAUGGGUCUAUAGAAAUCACAGGACAAAAGUGAUUAAAUUCCUUCCGGGAAAUUUUGCGACGACAAGGACGAAGAGCAAUAGAGGGAGAGAAAAUGAAGGAAAUAAUUUAUGCAUUUAAGAUGAGAAAAUACGAAUGGGAAGUGAUAAAAAUAAUAAAGCAAAUCCCGUUGGGUGUGAAUUUGCUAUAUAUUUGAACGGGAGAAGGACGAAAGAAUGGAAAGAAAUGGCACAGGGACAUUUGUCACGCAGGAUCUCCGUGGAGGGUUGAGGUCAUAGGGAAUGAUAUGUGUGAGAUUUACCAGUUAACCUUUGGAAUGCGGAGGCCUUGGAGGUUACGUAGAAUGCGAAGGUGGGGUCGUUGAGCGACCCCAAAAAGAAGGCCAAUUUUCUCCCAAACUAUACAACCUGGAGUUGUCGGGUUAGUGCCUAUAGAUUCCUUAUAUAGUCCUCUUGCACCCUGCACCACAAAUUUUCCACCACAAAACACGUAGAAGAAGAUAUUUGGGAAAAACAUUUUUCACUCAUUUUUCACAAUUUCUUUUUGAGAAAUUUGCCAAGAAACUGCAAUUUUUUUUUCACUCUUCCCCACAUUCCCCUCACUUCCCGCAACGUGAUAAAUGGCAAUAUUUCUCGAAUAUUCUUUAUUGUUUUGCACAUUUACAUGCUUCUAAUUAUGUUUUAUGUUGCUUAUGCUCUAAAAAAUUUUCCGCAGCAUGGCCGUUACACCAAUUUUUGAAUUCCCUUCUUCUACAUUUUCCUUAAUAACUUUUCUUGUGGUGGUCGGAUUGAGCUGAAAUUUUUACACAACCUCCUCAGAUAACCAAAGAACUUAUUUCCAAAAGAUGGGAAUGGUAUCUUUUAUAUUUAUGGAGAUAUAACACGAAAUAUAGCGCUGGGGUCGUUCAACGACCCCGCUCCGCAUUCCAAGGGUUAAUGUUCACACCGUAUUAUAAAGGACUGUUGCUCAGUAAGUUUCAGAAGAGGUUUUUAGAAUCUUUGGAAAGGCUUUUUUUAAGGCCUAAUAGAACGAUUGAAAAAUUGGCUUAAAGAUAAAGAAAAGCUCUUCUUAAAAAUAUCCCUUUUUCAGGAAAUUAAAGUAAAGAACAAGAAUCACGAUAAAAGAAAAAACAAUAAUUUUAAAUUAUUUGAAUAUCGUCUAUUAAAUCCAAUUUUGCUCAAUUAAAUAUUCAUAAAAUAAAUCAUAAAAAAUGAAUGAAUAAAAUUAAUUUAUUGAAUUAAGCUCGAGUGUUUCAAAAUCAAUAUCAUCAAUUAAUAAAUAAAUUAAUUGAUAUGGAAUGCAGAAAAAAAUAAUUGCUUAAAAAAUGUUUCAUUUACUCUCAUGGGGCGUAAAAUGGAUGCGAAAGCGCUUCGUUUAAAGUUUAAUCCUAAAGUUUAAAAGUUGAAACUUUCUAAAUCACUUUAAUUUUUUUUUAAAUUAGUUAUCCGUUUUAUUUUUAAUUCUAGUUUUGGAAAAUUUUCUAAAGCUUUAGAAUACCUACAGAACAACCCUCUUCGCUAUUGGCCUAAACACUCUAAAGCUCUGACAGUUUAGGUUAUUUUUUAGAGUUUAAAAUAAAAAUAUUCCAGCCAAAUUAUUACAAAAGAAAUUAAAAAAUUAUUUUUUUCUGCGGUCUAAAAAAUGUCAAGUGAUUAAAUAAACGUCAAACACUAAAAAAGAAGUGUCAAAUAAGAAGUGUCAAUCGUUUAAUUUAACGUCAAACGUAAGAAUAAUAAUCAAACGUUUGAAAAGAAAUAAUAAACGUUAGAAAAAAAAACGCCAAGCACAAGAAAAUAAACGUCAGACAUCAGAGACGUCAAUCGUAAGAAUUGUCAAAAAAAAUUGAAUUUGAAUGCAACGAAAAAAUUCUUGAAUAGAUUUUACACUACGUCGGAACAUCAUAACACAUACAUAACGAUCCUGUCCAUUUUAUCAGAAGAUUCUAGCGAAGAUUCUAAAAACUUUGAGAGCAACACGUGUAUUGAGACUCGAAAGCAAAGAGACAACUAACAAAGUCGCACAAAAUGCUUCCAUAAAUAAAAAUGAUUAAAGUUAAUGCAAAACGGAAAAAUAUAUAGCAAACAUUUUCCUCCUUGCCCUCGUUGGCGUGUGUCGCCCGUGCGUGUAAUUUUAUACUUUUUUCUUCACCCCCCGCGUGCUGUUGGGGUCGAGAGGGUGAGGGAUGGUUAGAAGAAGAAAAAAAAGGCACAGAGAAAACUUAUUCGUUGACAAAGUGGAGGGAAAAAAAUGUUGUGCUUUCCACGCUGAGCCGUCCCCCGAAAAAAAAAUCAAGGGGGGUUGAUGGCACAGUGUGUAUGAGUCUGUGUGUGUGAGUAAACAGAGAGAGCUUGAAUCAGGGAUUUGGAUGAGAAAAGAAAGCACUGUGUGGUGUAUAAAAAAAAGAGAAAGUUUCGAGGAUAAAUAUAAAAAAAUACGAUAUAGAGUCUAAUGAAUUACGUUACAUAAUAAUAAUAAAUUUACUGAAAGUAAACUACAGGUGAACUACGGCGAGAAUAACAAUGUGUAAUGAUUAGUAAUUGAUAUUACAUUAUGAUUUCUUUUUUCUUUUCUUUGUAUAACAUGCUGAUACGAAAAUUGAUUUUUAAUUUUCUCAUUUUCAUUUUACAUUCUCUCUUUCCAACGUAUCCUUUAUGGAACAUUUUUACAUUAAUAUGAUUUGAUUAAAUUGAAUUGAUGAGAGCAUGAAAAUAUAUUUUCUAAAUAAUCGUGUUUCUCAAAAUUAAACAAUAAAAUUAAAUUCUCCAUUUUUUUUGUGAAAAAUGUAAAGGAAGUGAGAAGGAAUUGUUUUGUCAGGUGCUGUUCCAAGGUUUUCAUUGAAAAUUUUCAAUUUUAGCGUUUUAGUCUCUUUAAUUUUAAGUUACUAAAUUAAGAAAAAGCUAUUAAACUUAAAAAAAAAGAAAAUGAAUAUAAUUGCAAAAUAUACAAAAUGCAACAUUUUGAGCAAAA